AGGAGGCUGUGGCGGUGGCUGCUGGCGACAUGGACAACGCGGGGAAGGAGCGUGAGGCAGUCCAGCUGAUGGCGGAGGCCGAGAAGCGAGUCAAGGCCUCCCACUCCUUCCUCCGAGGGCUGUUUGGAGGAAAUACAAGAAUAGAAGAGGCUUGUGAAAUGUAUACUAGAGCUGCAAAUAUGUUCAAGAUGGCUAAAAAUUGGAGUGCUGCAGGAAAUGCAUUUUGUCAGGCAGCCAAGCUCCAUAUGCAGCUUCAGAGCAAACACGAUUCUGCUACCAGCUUUGUGGAUGCUGGGAAUGCUUACAAAAAGGCAGACCCUCAAGAGGCUAUCAACUGCUUAAAUGCAGCCAUCGACAUUUACACAGACAUGGGAAGGUUUACAAUCGCAGCCAAGCACCACAUUACCAUUGCUGAGAUUUAUGAAACUGAACUUGUAGACAUUGAGAAGGCUAUUGCACAUUAUGAACAAUCAGCUGAUUAUUACAAAGGAGAAGAAUCCAACAGUUCAGCUAACAAGUGUCUGCUGAAGGUGGCAGCAUAUGCCGCCCAGCUUGAGCAGUACCAGAAAGCCAUUGAGAUCUAUGAGCAGGUUGGGGCAAACACCAUGGAUAAUCCUCUGUUGAAGUACAGCGCAAAGGAUUACUUCUUUAAAGCAGCUCUCUGUCACUUCAUAGUCGAUGAGUUAAAUGCCAAGCUUGCUCUUGAGAAAUAUGAGGAAAUGUUUCCAGCAUUUACUGAUUCAAGAGAAUGUAAAUUAUUGAAAAAACUUCUAGAAGCUCAUGAAGAACAGAACAGUGAAGCUUACACUGAAGCAGUGAAGGAAUUUGACUCAAUAUCUCGCCUGGAUCAGUGGCUUACUACCAUGUUGCUGCGUAUCAAAAAGUCCAUCCAAGGGGAUGGAGAGGGAGACGGAGACCUAAAAUGAAACAUUUAUAAGUCUUUGUGGCAUGCAGCUAAUUCCUCUUUAGUUUUGUCUUAAGGCCAAGUGAUCUUUAUGGGAUGCCUAUUUAAUGGCUUAAUUUUGUUGCACAUGAGCAAAAUGAUGUGUGUGUUGUUUAGGCUUGCUGUGUUUGUGUCACUGUUAAGCAGGUGGAUGAGAAGCUCCUGUGCAUAUUUUGGAUGUGACGGGCAAUUUUCAUGCUUGUCAGAGUCCCCAGAGUUUUUUGAAAACUACUUCAGAGUUUUAUUCCAUUUAUUUGAUAUUUGCAGAGCCCAUGUUUAAUUUUGCCACAUAUUUUUAUGUUCUUUUUCUUAGAUUUGAAUACCCAUCCUAAUUGUUCUAAUCAGUGUUUUGCAUAUUCUCUGGAAAUAUGUAUCUGAAAGUAUUCUCUAAAUAUAUGUGUUUAGUUUAGGGUGGUAUCAUUAGGAAUGAGUUUAUGACUUUCCUUAUUGAAAAAUUUUUGUUAUCUUGUGAUUCUUUUGAUGGUUCUGGUGACCAGUUUUUUUUUUGCUUUUGAUAUUGUUCCGUAUGCUAACACGCAUGUGAAAACUUCAUUGUGAAAAAAGGGAGCUUCCUGGCAGUGCUUGCUUAUGUAUAUAGAUGAACGUAAAAGUGGGUUUGACUGCUUUGUACUUACUUACACAUAUAAGAUCUAUAAGAAACGGAUUUUUUUUUCUUGGACAUAGUUUUCACUUUUAGUUGGGGUGAAAAUUCCUUUCUUUAUAUUCACAGUUUUAACUGGUACAUCCCUUUUUUUUACUUUCAUGUUUAUGCACCUUCCCACAUUGAGAUGGUACCCUCUAUGCUCCAGUCAUGUAAAUCCUCUUCAGGGCUGAAAGAUCUAAAUUAUUUAUUGAACAUAAUGGGUCAGGUAGGGUAAAUAUGGUAGAGGUUUUUACUGUAUGCCUCCGACUAGCAAAGAGUUCCAACUAGCUUCCGAGAGAGGGGCCUUUCCUCUUAGCUGAUGGAAUUGUUUUAGCUUGUGUGUUUGAAUUCUAUUCUUUUAUUUUGGUUUACAUAACAUGUGCUCUAUUGAUUUAUGAACUUGACCUUUAUCCAUUAUAUUAUAUGCUGACAUUGUACUUUAGACAUGGUCUUAUUUCUUGAAUCUCCUGUAUGCAUAUUUUUAGGCUUAAAUGAUUUAUGUUUGAUUUGCAUUUGUUGCCAGACAUAGCUUGUGUUUCAUUCUAAAUUGUGCUGCUGUCAUUAAUGACAAGUGAUGAAUUUUCCCAUGUUAUGUAUGAUAGUAACUUAAAUUGAAAAGGUGUUUUCAUUUUUGGAUGCCCUUCACCUGGGUUCGGUGACUUUGGUUGGGCAGAAGUAGAGUGUGCAUGCCCAGACCAAGGGCUCAGCAAGGAGGAAGGUUUGGGGAUGGUGACUAGGUCAGUCUGAGAAAGUAGCAAGAAAGGAAGCUGAAAAAGGCCAGCUGAGGCCUCAUUGUGCUUUCUCAUUGUGGCUAUGAGGAUUCCCUGGCUGUAGUUUGGCGUAAUGUGUGGAAAGUGGACUGAUGGAGAGGAAGGUUAGUGGUGUCACAGUGUUGGUUGAGGGUAGAAGGAAUGGACCAGAAGACAUGGACACUCUAGUGUUGGGCCUUGGAAUCUGAUGAGAAUUUCUUUCUUCUUUAAAAGGUCAGAGGUUCUUAAAAGAAAGCUGGCUAUCACUUACAGUACAAUUUGGGAUGGAGCCCAUUUGAUACUUUUAUUUCCUGUUGGAGUCUCUUAUGCAAAUAUUACAGAAAGAAAAGUGGGUUUUUGUUGCUUUACCUAAUCUAUUCCACAACCAGCCAAAUGCACUUUCAUGAAAAGUUUUUCCCAAAUGCACUUUUGUGAAAGUGAGGCAUAGGAAGUGAUUUUGUAGCCAGUGUCCUCUAGCCAUAAGUCUGUCCCUUCUGGAGAGCAUUUAAAUCCUAGCCAGUCUGCAUGCUUCUUUCAUCACUAGGCUAGAAAGUUUGUUUCUUCUGGUUAAAAGAAUCUGUUGGUCUGACCACAUAAAAACCAAAUGAUUUCUUUUAAGGCAAUUCCGUUUAGCUUUUCUCAUUAUCCCCUAAGAAACCCCUGUCUGAAAAAGAGUUAUGAUUUUUAAAAAUAGUAUUGACAAUAUUUUAUGUCCAUCAGAGACUUACUUGUUUAUAUUGAAAUAACACUGUGUUAAGAAUGUUAUUAUUUCACACAAAAGAGUAAAAAUAACUGUAAUGGCUAGAACAGAUCUACUAGAAUAUAAAAAGAAAAUGAGAGGGAAAAUGUUCCAUUAGCAGGAUCCAAACUUACUUCCUUGAAAUGUCCCAUCAGCAAACAUAGGGUAGAACCAUGACUCGGAAGGCUAAGCUAGGUUCUCAGGAUUUAUAGAAUGUUAUUUAUGAACAAAAUUUAGUGACUGUUUAUGUUAAUUAUUGUAUUUUAACAAAUCUGGGGUUAGUUCAUAGUCAAAGUCAGUUAAAAUUUCUUACAGGAAAGCUUUGCUUUUUGUGGCAACAUUUUUAUAGCUUGUGUGAGUUCCUUUUUUAUUUGAAAAUGGUAUUUUUGCAGUCAUGAUCAUGUGUGAUGGUGUCACUGUAACCAAAGUGUGUGCAUUUAUUGUUUCCUCUGAUACUGUGUAUUUAGAAUAUCCAAAUGCAAACCUUUAUGGCUUUGGAGGGUUUGGCACAACAGCAUGUUACCCACCACCUAUGAUGCGUGCACAGGUUCCUGCCUGUGAAGUUCUGAGUCAGUCACUAUGGUGUUCUCCUUUCUAACGCUCUCAGGCAGAGGAUUGUAUUAUGAAAACUAACCAUGUGAUGAUAAAUCUACCUUAGCAGAAAAGAGUAUGUUUUAUGUGAGCCUGUUCAGUAAAUAAAGUGGAAAUUAUGAGUAAUAU
Messenger RNA from Pteropus alecto (black flying fox), 3794 nucleotides. RefSeq names its product NSF attachment protein beta (gene NAPB). Gene Ontology annotation, molecular function: soluble NSF attachment protein activity; syntaxin binding. The record is from RefSeq and is a predicted model, not a curated record. Lineage: Eukaryota; Metazoa; Chordata; Mammalia; Chiroptera; Pteropodidae. Gene Ontology annotation, biological process: synaptic transmission, glutamatergic; SNARE complex disassembly; regulation of synaptic vesicle priming. Gene Ontology annotation, cellular component: terminal bouton; vacuolar membrane; synaptobrevin 2-SNAP-25-syntaxin-1a complex. The coding region runs from base 30 to 926 and encodes 298 amino acids. The transcript has 11 exons.